Hylaeus volcanicus is the source of this 746-nucleotide messenger RNA. RefSeq names its product cytochrome b5-like. The transcript has 3 exons. Gene Ontology annotation, cellular component: intracellular membrane-bounded organelle; membrane. The coding region runs from base 149 to 574 and encodes 141 amino acids. Gene Ontology annotation, molecular function: heme binding. Lineage: Eukaryota; Metazoa; Arthropoda; Insecta; Hymenoptera; Colletidae. The record is from RefSeq and is a predicted model, not a curated record.
AAUGAUCGUUUGUCGUAUACACGAACCUUGAUCCAUGCAUUUUCAUGAAAUCGUUAUUCAGAGGUAUGAAAAGAGUUACUUCCUCAGUCUGUUCUAAGCUUCGACUCGAGAACCCGUCAAGCGAGAAUUUAAGAAUAAAUCAGGGAAGAUGUCGAACGUUUACACGGCGGAGGAGGUGUCGAAGCACAACUUCGAAAGUGAUCUAUGGAUCGUGUACAAAAACGGCGUGUACGAUAUCACGAAAUUUUUUAAAGAGCAUCCAGGUGGCGAGGAGGUGUUGCUGAAUCUGGCUGGAAAGGAUGCCACCGUAUGCUUCGAUGACAUAGGACACACUACGGAGGCUGUGCAACUUAGGGAGACUUAUAAAAUUGGCACGAUGACUGGAACAUUUGACGAGAAACCGUCGUAUGCAUCAACCGACGCCGAUGUUGAAAAAGAAACAUCAGCAGAGGACGAAAAUUGGAAGUACACUGAAUCAACAAACAGUGAAAACGAGCCAGGCCAUGCUACAACUAUAGUCGCAGCCGGCGUCGUCAUUUACGCCAUCAUAAUCUAUUACUUUUUCUUGUCAUAAGUCUACAAUACUCGACCCAUCCAUGUUCUUUAAAUAUUUACAAAUUAGAAAAUGUACAAUCGUAAAAUCCCUGUGUUUACCGGAAACAUCUCUGACGAAUACGUAAAAUAUUUAGUACGAAAUGUAAAUAUGUUGUUGUUAAAUGAUUAAAUUAUAAAGUUAAAGAAAAUAA